This is a messenger RNA of Ilex paraguariensis (yerba mate), 1853 nucleotides long. NCBI's taxonomy places the organism in Eukaryota, Viridiplantae, Streptophyta, Magnoliopsida, Aquifoliales, Aquifoliaceae. The record is from the annotation of a GenBank genome assembly.
CUUAUGAUACACAAACCCUUGAAUUUAAUAUUUAUUACCGUUAAGUCUCAGUACACGUAUAUUGAAAUUGUAAACGCCAAAUUAACAGAAAAUAAACGCGGCUGAGUUAUUACUUGUGCUGCAACGGUAGCCUCUAGAUAAGUCCCCACCAUUUUCCCUAUAUAUGACACCAUUGCCAUUUCCAACCCAAUACAAUGCUCACUCUCUCUCUCUCUGUUCAUCUGUCUAUUAAUCCUGUGCUUUUCUGUUCGGUUCUAUCCGUGAACCCCGAGUUUCGGAGAAGCUUCUUUCCUUUUCACUAGCGCUUUCUCCUCUCUUGCUGUAUUUACUGUAUACAUCAACUUCACAACUCUCCUUCAAUUGUUCUUUAUAGAUUUGUCACCGCCAUGGCUGUUCAGAGAUUUCUCUGCCUCCUUUUUCUGUUCUUUACCAUGUCAAUCUCUUUGUCAAUGGCUCUCAAGUUUAAUGUCGGUGGUAAACAGGGUUGGGUCUUAUACCCUUCUGAAAGCUACAAUCACUGGUCUGCGAGAAUGAGGUUCCAAGUCAAUGACACCCUCUUUUUCAAGUAUAAGAAAGGAGUGGACUCUGUUUUAGUGGUGGACAAAGAUGAUUAUGACAAGUGCAACACACAGAAACCAAUCAAAAAGAUGGAGGAUGGUAAUUCAGUUUUCAACUUUGAUCGAUCAGGUCCUUUUUACUUCAUUAGUGGAAACAAAGCGAGUUGUGACAAAGGUCAAAAAAUGAUUAUCGUCGUUUUGGCUGUGAGGAACAAACCCAAGUCUCCAUCUCCAGUUCCCGGAGCUCCGGCGCCGGUUGGUCACUCUCCGGUGGCUGCACCACCCAAAGGGUCCACACCUUUAUCACCCUAUCCGGCUACGACACCUAAGUCGCCUUCCCCGGUUGCUAAACCUCCAGUAGGACCGGUACUGUCUCCUACACCAGAGGGAUCACCGACGUCGCAUUCUCCGGCAGCCCAUACCCCCGUGCCUUCUCCGGGAACCCACACCCCUGUGUCUUCUCCGACUACGACCCCUAAGUCGCCAUCUCCGGCUGCUAAGCCUCCGGUCUUGUCUCCUACACCAGCGGGUUCACCGGCGUCACAUUCACCGGCUGCCCACACCCCAGUACCUUCUAUAGCUAUGACCCCUACGUCGCCAUCUUCGGCUGCUAAACCUCCGUUCAUGUCUCCUACACCAGCGGGGACACCGGCGUCACAUUCACCGGCAGCCCACACCCCAGUGCCUUUUCCAGCUAUGACCCCUAAUUCGCCAUCUUCGGCUGCUAAACCUCCGGUCAUAUCUCCUACACCAGCGGGGUCACCGGCGUCACAUUCACCUGCAGCAUACACCCCAGUGCCUUCUCCGGCAAUCCACACCCCAGCGUCGUCUCCUGCUCUUUCACCGAGUGCCAAGAGUCCGGCAGAGUCGCCUACACAAGCAAUCACACCUUCUCCGACUGCCUCACAGCCACCUUCAUCGGCCCCUCCAUCAAAAACACCCGUAGUGCCAUCUCCUUCAACUUUGACUCCUCCGAACGGCAGUCCUCCGGCCUCCGCCAACAACACCGCACCACAACCACCACCACCAGGGUCAUUUGCACCAGCAUUUACUCCUUCAGUUGUCUUGGUGACAACGGUUUCGCUUGUCUUGAGUGUGACUUUGGAUAGGCUUUAUUACUAGUCCUUUUGGGGUAUAGUAUAGAUGAUGAUCAGGGAUUGUUCAUUGUGGAUUGUUCAUCUUUUUUGUUUUGUUUUAUUAUUAUUUGGUUAGUACAGACUUUACUUUGAUGUUUGGAUACUGUUGCUAAUAUUUAUUAGAGAUUUAAAUUCAUGAAUAAUAACACCUAUUAAAUUU